Molecule: messenger RNA, 219 nt
Organism: Pieris macdunnoughi
Lineage: Eukaryota; Metazoa; Arthropoda; Insecta; Lepidoptera; Pieridae
Source: the annotation of a GenBank genome assembly
AUGAGAGUUUCGCAAACUAAAACUGUACUAGACUUACCAGAUGCGUCGACUUGGGAGGUCAAGAAGAGUAGACAUGCGAUGACAAGAGCGGUAGUGCGGUGUCGCGCGCGUCGCCGCUCUCGCAUUUUACCGGCGCCGGAGUGCGCCUGCGCCUGCACCAAAUACCACGUCACUACCCACCGUCAUCACAGCGCGGCCGACCGCGCUUCAGCCCAAUAA